AUGUCUUCUAUUGUCUUUGUAACCGGUGCGACAGGGAGACAGGGCUCCGCAGUUGCCAGACAACUCCUUGACAUAGGCUGGACUGUACGCGCCACAGCUCGCAACAUGGAGUCCCUCAACGCAAAGGAGCUCCAAAGCAUGGGCGCCAAAGUGAUUCCUGGUGACUGGGAAAACGAAAAAACUAUCAAGGAAGCCAUAGACGGAUGCACUCAUGUAUUCUUGAACGUGGUACCCAACCUUGCAACCUUCACCUCUGAAGUCCCUCACGCUAAGCGAAUCCUCGAUAUGGCGAAGCACACUGGCGUCAAACACGUUAUUUACUCCAGCGGCAUGGCCAUAAAAGAUCUUGAAAAGGGACAAUACCACGAUCCGAACCACCCGGUUUGUCGGGGACAUGGCUGGAAACGAGACAUAGAGAAUCUCGUCCAAGAAGCUGGAUUUGAUGCCUGGACAAUUCUUCGACCUGGGUUCUUCAUGUGCAAUCUUCUUGAACCGAAGGUGAACAUGAUGUAUCCCGAUCUCAUACGUACCGGCAUAUUGAGGACGGCUUAUACACCCGAAACACGUCUCCCGCAUGUGGAUGUGGAGGAUAUUGCAAAGUUUGCCGUUGCUGCAUUCCGUGAGCCAGAGCGUUUCAACAGGCAGUUUGUACCAAUUGCGAGCGAAAAGCUCUCCCUUGUUGAGAUCACACGACAACUAGGGGAAGCGACUGGGAGGGAUUUAAGAACCUCAUUUUUAGCCAAUAAGGAGAUUGAAGAGAAGAUGGCAACAGACUUUUUUGUUGCCAUACAAGUCAUGGCUCGAGACCUGGAGAACAAGGUCGAUAUCGAUGAUGUUCAGAGAUGGGGAAUUCCUUUGACUUCGUUUGCUGAGUUUCUCAAAAGGGAGGAAUCCUGGGUUAAAAGCAUAUACACCUGA
This is a messenger RNA of Fusarium venenatum, 918 nucleotides long. RefSeq lists its product as uncharacterized. Gene Ontology annotation, cellular component: nucleus. The record is from RefSeq and is a predicted model, not a curated record. NCBI's taxonomy places the organism in Eukaryota, Fungi, Ascomycota, Sordariomycetes, Hypocreales, Nectriaceae.